CUAGGAAAAAGUAAAAUGUGGAAGGAACAGAAUGUGGAAAAUUCAACCUUCACGCCGCCGGAUACUAAAACCAGUAGCAACAAUAGAAGCACAAAUCUCACGUAUGGCAUCGACGACGUUCCCCCGUGGUACCUCUGCUUGUUUAUGGCUUUACAGCACUACUUGACCAUGAUAGGCGCGAUAGUUUCGAUUCCUUUUAUCCUGACGCCAGCACUUUGCAUGGCAGAAGACGAUCCAUCCAGGAGUCACAUAAUCUCUACAAUGAUUUUCGUCACUGGACUCGUCACCUUCUUUCAAACUACCAUAGGAUGCAGAUUACCCCUAGUUCAAGGAGGAACGAUUUCUUUCCUGGUCCCAACAUUAGCAAUAUUAAGUUUACCACAAUGGAAAUGUCCAGCCCCGGAAGUUUUAAAUGAAAUGUCCCAAGCAAAUCGCACGGAAUUGUGGCAAGUCAGAAUGAGAGAGCUCUCGGGUGCCAUCGCUGUUUCCGCUCUAUUCCAAGUGGUCGUCGGAUUUGGCGGGAUCAUCGGAUAUUUAUUAAAGUUUAUCACGCCUCUGACUAUCGUGCCAACUGUCUCCUUAGUCGGGAUAUCGCUCUUCGAGAACGCAGCCGACGCUGCAUCCCAGCAUUGGGGCAUAGCGGCUGGAACUAUAUUGAUGUUAACAUUAUACUCGCAAAUAUUGGUCAAUGUACCGUUUCCUAUACUGACCUACCGCAAGGGUCAAGGGUUGCGACUCGCGUGGUUCGAAUUAUUCAAACUAUUCCCGGUUUUGUUAACAAUAAUAGUAAUGUGGAUAAUCUGCGCGAUUUUGACCGUGACUGAUUCCUUGCCAGUCGGUCAUCCAGCUAGAGCGGACAGUAAAUUAAAGAUCCUUAAUGAUUCUCCGUGGUUUAGAGUACCUUAUCCCGGCCAAUGGGGUACACCUACUGUGACCCUGUCUGGCGUGCUUGGCAUGUUAGCCGGAGUAUUGGCAUGUACGGUGGAGUCAAUCAGUUACUAUCCAACGACUUCCAGAAUGUGCGGGGCUCCACCACCUCCGGUUCACGCUAUCAAUCGAGGAAUCGGUAUGGAAGGGCUGGGUACAAUGUUGGCUGGUAUUUGGGGAAGCGGAAACGGUACAAACACGUUCGGAGAAAAUGUGGGAACCAUUGGUGUUACGAAAGUCGGUAGUCGCAGAGUCAUACAGUGGGCCUGCGGGUUGAUGAUCAUUCAAGGACUGAUUAGCAAAUUUGGCGCCGUUUUCAUUAUCAUCCCCGAGCCUAUCGUCGGUGGAAUAUUUUGUGUGAUGUUUGGAAUGAUCACCGCGUUCGGUCUGUCCGCGCUGCAAUACGUAGAUUUGAAUUCCGCGAGGAAUAUAUAUAUUCUCGGAUUUUCUAUUUUCUUUCCAUUAGUUCUGUCCAAAUGGAUGAUCAAUCACCCAGGCGUGAUAAAUACUGGGUACAACAUAGCUGAUAGCGUAAUUGCCGUGUUACUUAGCACAACUAUUCUUGUAGGAGGCGUGGUGGGAUGUCUACUGGAUAAUACCAUCCCAGGCACCCCCGAGGAACGCGGACUGAUCGCAUGGUCGAAGGAAAUGGAGUUAACUAGCAGUAAAGAUGAGAAAGAGGAUCAAGAACACAUACCUAACACAUUUGAUUUCCCGUUUGGAAUGGAUCUUUUACGGAGGUGGAAAUGGACUCAGUACGUGCCAUUCUUACCAACUUACAGACCUGGAAUUUACUCGUGCGGCCAAAAGAAAUAAUGAGCACUUCAUUUUAGUUUUAUUAUCGACAUUGUACAAAAUUUUUAAUGAAAAUAUUUAAAAUGAGUAAUUAAAGUAUGAAAUAUGCCGGUAAAAGAAUCCAUCUAGUGAAACUUUAUUUAUUGGGAACCAUUACAUUUCUUCUUUUUUCGUUUUGUACUACCUCUCAGUUCUGUCACCGAGGAGAUACUAAUUUUCAAAGUGCAAUUCUUUAGCGAAAUACUAGAGACUAAAUUAGAAUUUCUGUAUUUUAAAUUGUACAUCAAUCUAUCAAUAAUUUUAUGUAUGCCGCCUAAAUUCUAACUAAUAAAAUGAAUGGAAACGAA
This is a messenger RNA of Ceratina calcarata, 2069 nucleotides long. RefSeq names its product solute carrier family 23 member 1. The coding region runs from base 16 to 1743 and encodes 575 amino acids. NCBI's taxonomy places the organism in Eukaryota, Metazoa, Arthropoda, Insecta, Hymenoptera, Apidae. The record is from RefSeq and is a predicted model, not a curated record. Gene Ontology annotation, biological process: transmembrane transport. Gene Ontology annotation, molecular function: transmembrane transporter activity. Gene Ontology annotation, cellular component: membrane. The transcript has 13 exons.